Cuscuta europaea is the source of this 2656-nucleotide messenger RNA. The record is from the annotation of a GenBank genome assembly. Lineage: Eukaryota; Viridiplantae; Streptophyta; Magnoliopsida; Solanales; Convolvulaceae.
GAAUUCUACACGUAUACUCACACGUCAACCCCAUUCGCACCUUAACCGACUUCCUAAACUCCUACUUUCAUUCAUUUCUUCCCCAUUAAAACCACCCUCUAUUUUCUGCAUUUCUCAUCCAGAAGAGAAGAAUCGAUCACAGAGUAAUCAUGUCCGGAUCUCUGUACCCAAAAAUCUCCGCUCAAUCAAACCCAGAACCCAAUUCUGGGUUCGAAUCCUCUGAAGAAGUGAUCAUCAGAAUCCCAGGAUCCAUGGUCCAUUUGAUCGACAAAGACCGGAGCAUCGAACUGGCCACCGGAGAGCUCACCGUCGUUCAGCUCAAACAGGGCAACAACGUUGUCGCCGUCCUCGCUCGUGUCGGCCAAGACAUCCAAUGGCCGCUGGCCAAAGACGAGGCCACAGUCAAACUCGACGACUCCCACUACUUCUUCACUCUCAGAACUCCGGCGGGGGACCAUUCGGACGACGAAGAGGGUGAGAUCGGGGUCGAAUCUUCAGAGAAUAUGCUGAAUUACGGAUUGACCAUCGCGGGUAAGGGGCAGGAAGGGAAGCUGAGAGAGCUGGACGGGGUACUGGAAAAGUUCAGCGCGUUCAGGGUGGAGAAGGCGGCGGGGACGGCGGUGAGGGGGUGGGGAGUUGAGGCUAAGGAUGUCUCUCCGGCGGAUAUGGAGAAGAAGGAGAAGAGAGAUGCGGUGGAGAGGAGUUCCGCGGCCUACUGGACCACCCUGGCUCCGAACGUAGAGGAUUACAGUGGAAGCGUGGCGAAAAUGAUAGCCGCCGGGUCGGGUCAUCUCGUGAGAGGAAUCUUGUGGUGCGGGGAUGUGGCGGUGGAUAGAUUGAACUGGGUUCAUGAGGUUUUGAUGGAGAGGAUGGCCGGGAACGGCGGCGCCCCCGCGGAGAUCAGCCCAACCGCCUUAAAAAGGGUGAAAAGAGUGAAGAAGAUGACGAAGAUGUCGGAGAAGGUGGCAACGGGCAUUCUCGCUGGGGUGGUAAAGAUGUCCGGAGUGUUCACAAAUUCCAUUGCGAGCUCUAAAGCUGGCCAGAAAUUCUUCAGCCUUCUCCCCGUGGAAAUCGUUCUUGCCUCCUUGGAUGGAUUCAACAAGGUAUGCGAUGCCAUUGAAGCGGCUGGCAGGAAUGUGAUGUCCACAACAUCCACUGUCACAACUGGUCUUGUUUCGCAUAGGCAGGCACGGGGAGCAAGCGGCGGAGGUGACUAAAGAAGGGUUCGAUGCGGCGGGGCAUGCCAUCGGAACUGCUUGUGCCGUCUUUAAGAUCAGAAAGGCUCUUAAUCCCAAGUCCUCCCUAAAACCUUCAUCUUUUGUGAAAGCCGCCGCGGCUGAGGCCAAGUCCAAGUCCAAGUCCAAGCCCAAGUAAUUUGCUACAUUGGAUUGUGUUGUUUCUUUAAUUAAUUUUCCAGCCCUAUAGUACGUACGCCUAGAUUAAUAAUGGCGUGGGUUUUAGGUACUUUUUUUAUGAUCUAUUUCUGAUAUGUAAUAAUGUUCGAUCUCCAUCCAAGUGCAAUACAAGAAGAAUUCCAUGUGUGGCAAAUUAAUGUGACCACUUUGAGAGGUGAGAAAAAGGGGGUAAAUUGGUGCAUGUAUGUCUCUGGGCCAUGUCAAAUUAAAGUUCACGAAUAUAAAGGAAAGAUGCAUGAAAAUUGUAACUUAAAAACGAUGUAUGUGUUCGGUCCAAUACUACGCAUAAUGUUUGUAUAUUUAUGGUCUUGGGUCAUACCUUCUACUAAUUCACAGGUCAUGUUGUCCUCAUAACAAAAUCGGAUCGGGAGCCUCUGACUUGCUUUUGAGCCAGGUAGAGACGUAGAGUGUCUUGCUUCCGGACAGUCGUUCGAUCGUAAAUUCAACGAGCGUUGGGGUCCACAUUUUCGUUGAUCUCGAUGUCGUGCUCGUCGCUGCCGGAAUGUCCGAUGCGCAAGGGACCCUGCCGUGCGGCAGAUGAUCCAUCAAUUAAAAACCAACUUCAAACAUUAUAGCACUCAUUCCACAUUCGACAAGUUAAUUGGAGAGAGUUGAGUGAGAUUUAAAUUGCUACAAGUUGCGGUAUGCACAUCAUUGGCUCUUACGGAUUAUAUAAGAGGGUUCAUGUUUGAUUCUACUUUUGACUUUUGAGGAGUGAUUAGUUUUAAGACCAUAUAAAAAAUGUCGAUAGUGUUGGAGAAUGAAAGUAAAUUUGAAAAGUAGAAGUUAGAGUUUAGAAAAAAGGACUUCAAAAUGAAUGAAUCAUGAACACUUAUCGGAUCGCUACUUUUAGCAUUUUCAACUUAUAUUUUAUUCUGGGCUUUCAACUUAUAUUUCUUUUUACUGCAUUUUCUACUCUUAAAUGUCAAUGUUCUUGAUAGCAACUAGUUUUGAACUUGACCUCCUCCUUAGGGUAUGUUUGGAUGUUUGGAGGGAAGGGGAGGGGAAGACUUUUGGAGGUAUGUUGUUGGAGGGGAAAGGGAGAGAAGUGUGAGAAAGCCUUCUUUAUAUUUGGGAGUAAAAAAAAUUGGAAGAAGAAGGUUUUGAAAGAAUUAUAAUUAAAAUCACUUUGAGAUAUGACGAAUUCAAAUCAUUGAGCUGAUAUUCAUUUUUAAUUUAGCUUAAAUUACCAUCUUGUUAAUUAUCCUCCGUACCCCUCCAAAUUAGGGGAACUUAAAAAC